Molecule: messenger RNA, 543 nt
Organism: Penaeus vannamei (Pacific white shrimp)
Lineage: Eukaryota; Metazoa; Arthropoda; Malacostraca; Decapoda; Penaeidae
Source: RefSeq, a predicted model, not a curated record
AUGUCACUAUUGCUCGAACUGUCGCUACUGCUCGGAUUGUCACAACUGCUUGAAAUGUAUCUACUGCUUGAAAUGUCACUACUUCUUGGUCUGUCACCACUGCUUGAAAUGUCACUAAAGCUUGGACUGUCACCACUGCUUGAAAUGUCACUACUGCUCGAACUGUCACUACUGCUCGAAAUAUCACUGCUGCUCGAAAUGUCACUACUGCUCGAAAUGUCACCUCUGCUCGAAAUGUCACUACCGCUCGAAAUACUGUCACUACUUUUUGAACUUCACUACUGCUCGAACUGUCACUACUGUUUGUCACUACUACUCGAACUGUCACUACUGCUCAGAUUGUCACUACUUCUUGAAAUGUCACUACUACUCGGACUAUCACUACUACUUGAAUUGUCACUUACUACUCAACUGUCACUACUGCUCGAACUGUCACUACUGCUCAGACUGUCACUACUGUUUGAACUGUCACUACUGCCCGAACUGUCACUACUGCUUGAAUUGUCACUACUGCUCGGACUGUCACCUCUGCUUGAACUCAGU